AUGGCUGUCUUCAGAGAGCACCCGCGCAUUUACAACCAAAGAGCCCCCAACCCGGGCCGCUGCAAGACGACAGAUCAGAAAAACCAGCCGUUUAUUUUCCAGGACACUUGGCAAUGUGCGCAAGAUGCCAUUCGAAACAUUUGGCUUCUGUAUCAAGACUUUCUCAACAUCGUGUCUGCUGCUCAGAUAGGUCACGGGGCCGGUGGAGUGCAUCUUGAUGAUGCCGUAGAUCUUGUUCGGCUUGGCUACUGGCUUGUACUCGGUCCGAUGGGGGAAGUAGCUCGGGAACGUCGGUAUCGCCUUGGGGGCGGCUUCCCCACCACGGCUGACCUGAACUUCCUUGACUUUCUCUGGGGAAUUUCCGCUACGAUUGAGACUAUCGAGAGGAGAAUUUUCAACGUUCCUAAUGCCGAACAACUUCCACAUAACGCCCAACACCGAGGGAUUCUCACCGACAUUAAUCAAUGGACUAAUUCGGAUGAGGAUACUUCUCAAAACAUCAGUGCUCUGGGGUUUCUAGAAUUGCUAUUACGUAUUGUCGCUGAUACAUCGCCAAAUUUGGCCGCCUUUCGCAACUCGUUGAACAACCUCCUGACAUGUCGCCCACGCAACCAUGUAUACCAACAGCGCGGCCUCCCUCGGGUCAUGUUCGUUUGUGCCGGUGCCAACAACGGCACCCACGUCAUCACCACUUCCAAAGACAACUGGUUCCACUUCACAUCUCUCUGGGCGGCGGCCAAUUAUGCUCGUGCUCAGCGUCAAACCUUGCCGCCGAUCGUCCUGCUCGGCGGGGGUGGACAGCCGGCAUUCAAUGUCGUCGGACGAUCUGAUGCCGUGUAUCAAGAGUUCUACGACGCAGAAGAGGAUGUCGCUCGGAUUCUGUCGGACAAUGCCGCCGAGAUUAUUAGAUCAGGCACCAUUACACUCUGGCAGAAUCAAGCGGCGCGUUUUGCGAACCAUGCCAAUGAGAGGUGCUUGCCUAUGACGGUUCCAGAUUUUGCGGUCAAGGCGAGGUGCUUGAGAUGUCAGGCUUUGUUUCGUUACAAUGUCAAUCAUGCUGAUGCGCCGGGGCUUGUGGGUGCGGAAGCUGACUGGAGGGGCAAUCGACGAUUGGGGGUGGCAGUACUGUGUAACAAGGAUUGGGACUGUGCGGAGACGUUGGCACAUUUCUAUUGUGUUGCUGCGAAUGCGGCUGGUGUAGGGGGUGUUCAUUAG
Messenger RNA from Podospora bellae-mahoneyi, 1215 nucleotides. RefSeq lists its product as uncharacterized. The record is from RefSeq and is a predicted model, not a curated record. The coding region runs from base 1 to 1215 and encodes 404 amino acids. NCBI's taxonomy places the organism in Eukaryota, Fungi, Ascomycota, Sordariomycetes, Sordariales, Podosporaceae. The transcript has 2 exons.